This is a messenger RNA of Polistes dominula (European paper wasp), 1545 nucleotides long. RefSeq lists its product as uncharacterized. NCBI's taxonomy places the organism in Eukaryota, Metazoa, Arthropoda, Insecta, Hymenoptera, Vespidae. The record is from RefSeq and is a predicted model, not a curated record.
UGAUGUUAGGUUUCUUUGCUCGAUCAGCAUUUAUAAGAAAUCGUAAAUGUAUGCGCGCGCGUCCAAUGUCCGGUUCACCGACCAUCAUCGCGUCUCAAACCGUAUACGGAACCCAUAGACAUAAUUCGCUCCGUUGCCGUCCUACACCUUUUCUUCCUUUCAUUACUUUCGUGUAGACGUUAACAAUUCUGAAAAUACAAUGGACGUCUCCCUUUUGCUUCACCAUACGCAGUACGCGAUACCAAUUGGAUUAGUUCUAAUUUGUGCCAUUCUUGUCUUUGCUUUUGGUUUUAAGAAGGCCGAGCAACCACCGUUCGCUCAAUUGUCCGACGUGGACCGGAAACUUAACAACAAGAAGCGCGGCAAAACCAAAGAUAAGAAAGCUAGCAAUGGUCAUGUAGCAAGUGAAAAGGCCAGUCCACUUAAGAAAACUGUGACAUCAAAAACAGAAAUUUCGUCAAAGAAAUCUACAUCAAAGGCAGAUGAGAUAGAAACUAAAUCUAAAGAAAAGAAACAAGAGGAUAACAAAAUCUCUUCCAAAAAGGAAAAAAAUCUAAUUGAUGCAAAAGAUGCUAAAGAAAAUAAAAUUGAACAAACAAAGAAUAAGAAGAAUUUGAAAAAUUUAGUUCAAGAGAAACCAGUUGAUUUUGAUGAUGGUGAUUGGGAACAAGCAUACUCUAGAAAAGAUAAGAAAAAUAAGAAAAAAGAAGAAGAAAGCCCCUCAAAGAAAGGUAAAAAAGCAACAAAGAAGGCUGAUAUAAUUAAUGAAGCUGUUGCCAAACAAAAAGAACAAGAUAAAGGUGAAGUUAAAGAUAAAGUUGCUAAAGAAACAGAAAAUAAAGAAUUGAAGGAAAAGGAGAAAAAAGAAGUAAUACUUACUCCGAUUACUGCUGACAAGGCAAUAAAGGAGAAAGAAUCAGAAAAAGAAGAAGAACAAAAUAAGACUGAGAAAUCAGAGAAAGAAGAAAAGAAAAGUAGCAAAUCAAAAAAAAAUAAAAAAAAUUCUGAAAAAGAAAGUACGCAAGUAUCAAUAACAACCUCUGCAAUAGAAAUAGACACUAAACCUGUUGAAACUUCUGUACAAAAAAUAAAAGAUGAUAAAGAGAAAAAAAUUGAUAAUUUUGAUUCUAAAGGCGAGCCAAUACGGGAAAAAAUUAACUCUGCAUCAGACGAAACAGGAGAUGCAAAGUCACAGAAAAAGAAUAAAAAGAAGGCUCGGAAAGAUAAUUAAGGAAAGUUAAAAGUAAUGAUAAAGUUUUCCUACCAGAAGGAAAUAUAAAGUGAGAAACCUACUUGAUUCAAAAAAACAAAUAUGCGUUACUUUGAACAAGAUGGGUGCUUUUAAAGUGACUUACCAAUCAACCGCCUGACCAAAUCGUUCCUCAUCUUUGUAUAUAAUGCAAAUUGGAUUAAGUUCUGUAAGCGAAUAAUGUUACAUAUAGGAUUCAUGACAUCAGGUGCGUACAUAGCAUUCAUAAAAAGACUUCUUAUAUAUUCCCAAUAUAUUUCGACAUGUCCAUUGUAGCCACGCUGCCUUGCAUUUAA